Molecule: messenger RNA, 650 nt
Organism: Rubroshorea leprosula
Lineage: Eukaryota; Viridiplantae; Streptophyta; Magnoliopsida; Malvales; Dipterocarpaceae
Source: the annotation of a GenBank genome assembly
UCAGCAGAAAGGAUUAUGAGCCACAAUCUCCUUAAUCUCGAUUUUUAGAACCAUUAGCAUUGGGCUUUUCUGAUUCAUGACCACUGUGUAACCAUAAGUAUCAAUACCAAGUUAUUUUAGGAAGUGCGGUAACACUUCGGAAGCAGCUCGAUGUGCUGAUGGGUGUGUACCGUAAUGGUGACGUAAGGGAGGUGAAUCGGAAGUACUAAGAUCGCGAUGUGUGCCGCCUCUACUUGUUCGGCCUUUGUCCUCACGAGUUCUUCCAUUUAACGAAAAUGGAUAUAGGGCCAUGUCCGAAGGUCCACUCUUUGCAGCUGAGGAGAGAAUAUGAAGAAGCUAAGGCAAAAAGCAUCGAUAAUUAUGAGAGAGAGUUGGAAGAUGCUAUUGACAGGCUCAUUGUUAAGUGUGAUAGGAAAAUUUCUAGAGCUCUUAAGUGUCUUGAAGAUGAGGAUGCAAAGGCCGCUAUUGCUAUAUUAGUCUCUAAAGUUACUUUGGUUUUGGAUAAGUAUUAAUUUUAUCUAUCUGACCUUUCUCCCAGUUGGGACUUACAUAUUUAUUUAUUUUCUAUGUGAUGUUACAGACACCAGAAGUACUAGAGCUUUCAAAGCAGAAUAAGGAGAAAUUGAAAGAAGCUGAUCAAUAUGGUAUCA